UAUUAACUCAACCGUUCCGGCUCCAGUUUUAACGACAGUCAACCGCACUACGGGUAUCUCGUAUGCAAAAACAAGAUCAUAAAUCGUUGGGUACUGCAAGCCAUGGGCCCGUUUUCCAAGUCGGAUUUCACCGAAGAUGUAUUAGUUUUAGAAAGAGCUUCGUUCCACGUUGAUUGGAUUGAAAAUACGACAAAGCCCUUCAUCAGAGCUCCCAUGAAUAUUACACGCCGUACUGUUCCCGCUCCACCAAAAGAGCCAUUAACUGAAGGUUUCCAGAUCAUGGACAAAGCAAGCGAGGAAUGCCUCACAUUCUUACCAGAUCAUCGAAGAUUAACCUAUACACCUUGCAAUGAUUUGAACAUCUCUCAGCGCUUUAGAUGGACGCGAGAAUAUCAGUUGGCCUCGAUCCACGCAGACUUCUGCGUGGAAAGUGUUGGAAAUCGUGCGCAUUUCCUGCGCGGUUUUCGUUGCUUGAGUACAGCGGUCAGACGACGCCAAAAAUGGGUUUGCAAAGGCAACGAUAUAUACAAUGCUUACUAUAGAGGUUAUAUCACCACGAAAUCUAGCGAGAAUUCUGGGCUUGUGCGCUUAAGUCGAAAACACGAAGAGAUCGCCCAUUUUGUGAUUGCUGGAACAAACGAUAAUUUGUGCUCUCUCCGGCCAGUUGUGAAUGGUGUCUUCGAAUGUGAUUUCGACCGCCAUCGUAUGUGUGGUUUUGAAGGCAUGGAUAGUACGGCCCAGUUCAUGUGGCGAGUUCCUAGAAGAGGCUCUAACGAUUACAAACAAUUUCCAUCGCUAACCUCCAAAGACGAAUAUUUUAGAGUGGUUCGACGCACCAAUGUAGGCACUCCGACGGCAGAUUUACGGAGUCCAUCAUUCCGUGGACAACACUGUGUGCGGUUUCAGUCAUUCGUACAUGGCUCCGAUUCCAAUAAGCUGAACGUUCUCGUCGAUGGAGGCGGAAAAAGAAAACAAAUUUUCCAAAGAAGCGCCAACAGUGAUACAAUUUGGCGAACUUACAGCGUCACCAUUGCACCUGAGGCCUGUGAAGUUUUCCAGAUUGUUUUUGAAGCUGUGUUCUCGGAAUACAGAAACUCAAAAGUUGCCAUACGUGAUAUUGUCAUUUCUCCUGGUGUGUGUCGCUCGCGAUGGCAAAGUGAAGACAGCGAUUGUCCCAAUGGUUGGUCGUUCAUCGACGGGAAAUGCUGGUAUUUUCACGACACCAAACUCACGUGGCACGAUGCAUCCGCUGUCUGCAACAUCGUGGACGCAGAAUUAGCUACACCCUCCGGCGUAGCAAACCAGGUCGUCCCACGCGGAAGGCUCUUGUGGUUCGGAGCAAGAAGUUGCCCUACAGGUAGAAUAUACACAGUCAAGGGAGCGCCAUAUAAUAACACAUUCAUGUACACUACCCCCGUUUGUCUUAUGUACAAUAUUCCUCGUAAUGGUGCAGAGCUGUUUCAACAUGGCCCAUGUGAUCUAAAACUACCAUUCGCUUGUCAGAAAGAUCCAAUUAGGAAAACAGAGGUUACUUGUGGUUGGAGGAAUACUUCAGCUGUUACUGAUCGUCAAUGGCCGUGGCAUGUUAUGAUAGUUGAGUAUAAUGGUUGUGCAUGCGGAGGGACAGUGAUAGCUCCUGGAUUUGUCGUUACCAGUUCUUUAUGCUUACCGCGCGCCUGGCUACGGAAUGUGCAGUUAUUUUGGCCAAGUUCUCGCAAACUCAUACGUAAAGUCAAGAAGAUUGUAAACCAUCCUCUCUCCGGAGUCAAGUCGGGCGACAACGACAUCUCAAUCGUAGUUUUUGAAGAUGAUGGUUUUCUACUCGGACCUUCAGUUAACUUCGCUUGUGUCAGCCGAAUCCCAACCGCGCGUUGGACUGGUGGCGAUUAUAACUUCUUGAAAGAAAGGAAAUGUGCUGUGCUUGGAUGGGGAACUUUCAAAGCACCGUAUAAUUCAUGCAAUUCAGAGAAAUACAAAGUACAUGAAGUAGAGGUGGUCAGUCGAGAGGAAUGUGGCGCAUAUUAUGGGCACCAUAUGAUUACAAAAAGAAUUAUUUGUGCCAAGGCAAAGGACGACACGUCUUGGGAAUGUCUGGGAGAUACUGGAGGUCCACUCGUCUGUGAAAUCUCGGGGAGCUGGACUUUAGUUGGUAUAACCAGUUGGGGCGUUGGUUGCACCCCAACUAGAAAAUAUGGCAUCUACACAGACGUAGCGGCAAUGAAACCAUGGAUAGAUAUCGUAACGAGAGAAAAUCAAUAAUUUUUAAACAAAAAUGCCGUGCGAAAACUUAAUGUUUAACAUUCACCCUAAAAUCAUGCCCAAUGUGCCAAAAACAAGGUGCAAAAAUUCUGGAUUUAGUGCUCAGGGGCAGAGGGGGGUGUUAGCACAUAAUAUAUAGGAGGUCUAGAUAAGUUUAAGAAUGCUUAAAAAGGUCUAAGAAAACCUACCGCUGGUUGAGAAGGAUCAGAG
Messenger RNA from Dendronephthya gigantea, 2469 nucleotides. RefSeq lists its product as uncharacterized. Gene Ontology annotation, biological process: proteolysis. Gene Ontology annotation, cellular component: membrane. NCBI's taxonomy places the organism in Eukaryota, Metazoa, Cnidaria, Anthozoa, Malacalcyonacea, Nephtheidae. The transcript is spliced from 10 exons. Gene Ontology annotation, molecular function: serine-type endopeptidase activity. The record is from RefSeq and is a predicted model, not a curated record. Bases 103 to 2259 code for a protein of 718 amino acids.